Molecule: messenger RNA, 376 nt
Organism: Penaeus monodon (black tiger shrimp)
Lineage: Eukaryota; Metazoa; Arthropoda; Malacostraca; Decapoda; Penaeidae
Product: THO complex subunit 7 homolog
Biological process (GO): mRNA processing; mRNA export from nucleus
Cellular component (GO): THO complex part of transcription export complex
Source: RefSeq, a predicted model, not a curated record
AGUCAAAGAGAGACCAACUGGAGGAGAAGCUGAGCCUGAGACGCAAGCAGCUGCACGUCCUGGUGACUGCGCUCCAUCAGCUGCAGCAGACGCUCCUGUACGACAACUCGCCAUCCCAAGACGAGGAACCGACCCUCGUUGAUGAGAUCAUAGACUUAACCAAACCAGCAGCGACUAUAGAUCUCACUGGGUCUGGGGCUGCAAUGGAUACGUCAUAGGCUCAAGGGUUUGGCUUAGAGGGAAUAGAGGUGUUUCUUUUUCAUAUUGCAAUAUCUGUCGUCAGUCAUUGUUGUUAUUGAUAAUUUACGCAUCAGAGUGAAUUAAUGAAUGAAAUAUAACAAACCCAUUUUUUAGGAAAUAAAGCUAAUUGUUAAAA